AUGGCUGCACCACGAGCGACCUCUUUUAUUGCCCUCCGUAAUCUGGCCAAGUCUUCAGCAAGCGGCCAGCAUGCACGAUUCCUCCAUAUGACCGGUCCACAGACCUACUCAAGCCCAUCACUUCACAGAGGCUCGAACCUACCACGAGACCUUGCAGGUCUCCGUGCUGAAUGCAAGCGGAGAAAGAUCGAAACCAGUGGAGCUAAGAGUGAUCUGGUAGCCAGAAUCACGGCCGACGAGAUCGCACACUCUCGCUCGUUCAGCACUGAGACGCGACCUUCGCCAUCGGCUUCCACUAAAGCACCAGUAACCCGCCACUUCAACACCUCUCGUACUCUCAAGGCUGUGAACGACAGCUCGACCAUCGACUUUGCAUUCAUGCCUCAGAUCCUUGGCUCGGAGGAUGCUGGCAUUGCAGCGAUUCGUGUUCCAAUUCUACCAGACAUCAACUUCAACCAGAACAAGGCAGCCAUCGCACCGGAAGAGCCAGCUGUGAUGCUCCCUCAGAUUUCCACAAUGUCCGCAGAUGCAGUCAUCCUUCCUUUAUCUGACCACACCACGCCAUCGGACGAGUACCUCCACAUCGACUUUAGGAGUAUGGCGGACCGUGUCUCGGCCAAUCUCGCAAACAUAAAACUGCCGGUAGAGCAACAGGCCGGGAUGGUGAAGAGGAUUUUUGGAGAUAUGAUCGACGACGCUAUGGGCAUUAAGAGACCUAUUCCUGCUUGA
Messenger RNA from Ramularia collo-cygni, 729 nucleotides. RefSeq lists its product as uncharacterized. Bases 1 to 729 code for a protein of 242 amino acids. The record is from RefSeq and is a predicted model, not a curated record. The transcript has 4 exons. Lineage: Eukaryota; Fungi; Ascomycota; Dothideomycetes; Mycosphaerellales; Mycosphaerellaceae.